UACCAUUUUAUCCUAUUUCAUUUAUAAACCCUGCACAUCCUUUUCUUUUUCUUUCUUUUACAAUUCAGUCUACAGAAGAAAUAAAAUCGAGUCACUGCAAAAACAAGCAAAGAUUGAGAGAGAUUGUUGAUCAACUAAAUGCUGCAAAUGGAAAACAUGGAUAUGAAGCCCCGAGAUGAGAUCGUUCAUGAAGCCUACCGAGGUCUUCUUGAUUGUGUGGGUGAAAAAAAGAAGGUAGCCAACAAAUUUUCACCAUUUAUAUACAUGGCUCCUAGUACCCUCCGAAAUCUCAGCACAAGUUCUUUCAUGCCACGAGUUGUCUCUAUUGGACCACUACACAGAAAAGAUGAAAAUCUGCAACAAUUUGAAGUGCGCAAAGCUGCUUUUGUGCAUGAUCUAUUGUCUCGUUCAGGACCCCCAUUAACACAAACACUAACUGCAUGCGUGCUGAAGGUGGCAUCUAUAAUAGAGAUAAUCAGGGGAUGUUAUGCCGACUCAAAGUCUUAUAAUGACAUCGAACUUGCUAAAAUGAUGGUUAUGGAUGCGUGUUUCAUACUUGAAUUUAUUCACGAUAUUAAAAUGAAGAAAUUUUCAGGUACCAACUUAAGGUUGCAGGACCAGUAUAUACCUUAUGACCUGGUUCUGCUAGAAAAUCAAAUCCCCUUUUUUGUUCUUGAAGGCAUAUAUGGGUGCAUUAUUUAUAAAUUUGAAGAGCGUCUACCUCUUACUGAUUUUAUCCAGCCACUUCUGAAAUAUGCUAACCUCUUUCAAAGAAAGAUAAAAGUAGGCGAUAGAAGCUCAUAUACCAAUCAUGAUCAUAUUCUUGGCUACUUACAUCACUGUUACCAGCCUAGGAAUGAAAUUUCAUCAGGUUUUCCAAGUUCAACAAUCCACUCGGUUAUAGAACUUGACAGGGCAGGAGUAAUCUUUAAGCCAAACCACGAUGCGGAAUGGCCAUUGGCCAUGGAAGUAAAAAUGUCUAGGUAUUGUUCAAGCCUUUUAUGGAUUUUGAACAAGCCUACACUCACAAUGUCGACAUUGUGUAUUGAUGAUUUUACAGAGUUGGUUUUAAGGAAUCUCAUUGCAUACGAGCAAUCAUAUGUAGUUGAUCCAUAUGUCACGUCAUAUGCCAGAGCGAUGGAUAUGCUUAUUGAUACUCAUGAGGACAUUGCCAAGUUGGUGACGUCAAAAGUUAUCGUCAAUCAUAUAGGUUCAAAUGAAGAGGCUGCAAAUAUGAUAAACAAGAUAUGCAAGGAACUUGCCCCUGAACAUUUCUAUUACACUGAACAAUGGGAACAGCUAGAUAGCCAUUUCAAAGGUUACUGGCCCAGAAAGAUUGUGAAGUUAAAGCGUACUUAUUUCAAUAGUCCAUGGAGUAUCAUUGCGCUAUUUGCUGGAAUCGUCCUUUUUGUUCUUGCUAUGCUUCAAACCAUCUUUACCAUCAUGUCUUCCUGAAGCAAAUAACAAAAAUCUGAAUGUAAACCAGAGCAGAGUUUAAUUGGUUCAAUCAUGGAAGAAGUGGUUUCAUUUAUUGUAAUCUCAACAACUAGUUCGUUCAGUUUAGAAAUUCAUGGAGGAAGUGGUUCAUCAAUUUCUCCCACUAUCUAAUUUUACCUUGUUUGUUUGUAUGAAUUAGCAGGACUUUCAUUUUAAUUGUAACUUUUGCUUUCAUUGUAUUGUAAUCUCAACAACUAGUUCGUUCAAUUUAGAAAUUUA
This is a messenger RNA of Helianthus annuus (common sunflower), 1716 nucleotides long. RefSeq names its product putative UPF0481 protein At3g02645. The transcript has 2 exons. Bases 139 to 1455 code for a protein of 438 amino acids. NCBI's taxonomy places the organism in Eukaryota, Viridiplantae, Streptophyta, Magnoliopsida, Asterales, Asteraceae. The record is from RefSeq and is a predicted model, not a curated record.